ACUGUAAUCAGAGUCAUGAGAAGCAGCGUGUGCAAGUCUGUCAACAUCUUAGCAAAGCGGUUUAAAAAACGAGUUUACUUAACUUCAAGUCAAAGCAUGUCAGGAGAUUUAUUUAUUAAAAUAAAAAUGCUGGAGGAGGAGCUGGAGAAACUCAAGUCCCAGCUGAGGAAAGGAACCCAGGAAGAACUGGAGUCCAGCUCAGGUCCUCAUGAGGACACGGAGUAUAAAACUGAGGGUAGCAGCAGCAGCAAAAAGUCUAAGAAAGCUGGUAAGGAGCGUUCUUUUAACUUUUCUCUCCACCCACGGCGCCAUGUGGCUCUGCGGCUGGCUUACCUGGGAUGGGCCUAUCAGGGGUUUGCAGUUCAGGAGAACACUGACAACACAGUGGAGGCCAGGCUGUUUGAAGCGCUGCUCAAAACGUGCCUCAUCCAGGAUCGGCAGAGCUCCAAUUAUCACAGAUGUGGCCGCACUGACAAAGGAGUCAGCGCCUUUUCCCAAGUCAUAUCCAUAGACCUGCGCUCUGUCCAGUUCUCUGGUGGUUUGGGUGUGACACUCCCUGCUGCAGUUGAUGUUGGCAUCAAGAAUAAACCUGCUGCUGGCGAACUUCCGUACAUAAAAAUGCUUAACAGAGUCCUGCCUCCUGAUAUCAGGAUAUUGGACUGGGCACCAGUGGCACAGGAUUUCAGUGCACGAUUUGACUGUCAGUCCCGCACAUACCGAUACUACUUCCCCCGUGGAUUCUUGGAUGUUGAAUUGAUGGCAAAGGCUGCAAAAGGGUAUGAGGGCACACAUGACUUCCGUAACCUGUGCAAAAUGGACGUGGCCAACGGAGUCCUGCAGUUUGAGAGAACCAUCCUGUCGGCCUCAGUCACACCUGUGGUGCCGCAGCCUGACAGCAGCACGACUCAUUUUGAUAUCUACAUAUUUGAGAUCAAAGGACUCGCCUUCCUCUACCACCAGGUGCGCUGCAUGAUGGCAAUACUUCUGUUAAUCGGCCAGAAGCUUGAACCUCCAGAGAUAAUUGAUCAGUUGUUGGAUGUCGAAAAUAAUCCCCGAAAGCCCCAGUACAACUUGGCAGUAGAUUAUCCUCUGGUGCUGUAUGACUGCCACUUUGAAGGGCUGAGUUGGAAACUGGAUGCUGAAGAGGUGAACUACAUCCUGGGUACUCUGCAGCAACACUGGUCACAGAACAUAGUUAAAUCCCACAUCCUCAAAGGGAUGAUCCAGGGUCUGGAAGCCAAAGGGGUGGAGCCUCCUAACCGUUGCUUGCUGGUUGAAGGGAGCCGGCGGAGAACGUACCAGCCCUUGUUUGAGCGCCCGUUCUGUGAGACCCUGGAGUCCAGGAUUGAGCAUUUCGUGAAAAGAGGCAGGCUAGAACGUGAAGAAAGGGACAACACAGGAGAAGUAGUACACAGGGGGAAAAGGUCCAAGCAUUCGCACAGUUCCUCCAGUCAGACUGUUUCCUCAGAGGCAACAUCCAACCAAAGUACUGAUCAGAACACAGGAAGUUGAUGUUUUUCUGCACUUAUUUUAAGUACUUCUUAAGCAUGAUGUUGUCUUUACUUAGUUUUCAUGAAAACACAACUUGUUUCGCUUCAUAAAACAGCGUUGUUUCCCUGUGAAAUAAACAUUCGUUAACAACCCA
This is a messenger RNA of Thalassophryne amazonica, 1645 nucleotides long. It is a transcript of the gene pus3, whose product is annotated as pseudouridylate synthase 3. Gene Ontology annotation, molecular function: pseudouridine synthase activity; RNA binding. The transcript is spliced from 7 exons. Gene Ontology annotation, cellular component: cytoplasm; nucleus. The record is from RefSeq and is a predicted model, not a curated record. Gene Ontology annotation, biological process: mRNA pseudouridine synthesis; tRNA pseudouridine synthesis. NCBI's taxonomy places the organism in Eukaryota, Metazoa, Chordata, Actinopteri, Batrachoidiformes, Batrachoididae. The coding region runs from base 16 to 1512 and encodes 498 amino acids.